Molecule: messenger RNA, 5361 nt
Organism: Culex pipiens pallens (northern house mosquito)
Lineage: Eukaryota; Metazoa; Arthropoda; Insecta; Diptera; Culicidae
Exons: 2
Coding region: 1-5229 (1742 amino acids)
Biological process (GO): DNA integration
Molecular function (GO): zinc ion binding; nucleic acid binding
Source: RefSeq, a predicted model, not a curated record
AUGCCGCCAAAAACCCCACGUACUCCGAUGAAGAAGUCGGAGGAAGACAUCCGCCAAGAAGAGUUUGAAGGCCUGGUCCACAUCCGAGAACAGAAGGUGGAAAGGAUCACUCGGAUGAAGGAGGCGAUCACCAGUGUGCCCAGAGGUGGGCGCACAGCCGCGACGGUAAGAGGAAACCAGAAGAAGCUGGAGUUGGUGAACAGCGAGUUCGACAGCGUCCAUCAGCGGAUCAUCCUCUUGGCGAAUGCAAGCUCUCGAGGUCAGCAUGAUGCCACGCAGCGGAAGUUCGAAGCCAUCUACGAUGAGCUCAUCAUGACCCUUGAGCAGUGGACCGAUGACCUCACCCCCGCCGUCGCUGCAGGAACGUCUAACGCCCUCGCGCCAGCCGGCGCUCAACCGGUGGUCAUCAACCAGCCGUUGCCGAGAAUCAUCCCUACGUUCGACGGCAAGUAUGAGUCCUGGGACAGGUUCAAGAUCAUGUUCAAGGACGUGGUCGACCGGCCAAACGAACUUCCCAGGAUCAAGCUCUACCACCUGGAGAAGGCAUUGAUUGGAAGCGCUCAGGGUGCGAUCGACGACAAAACAAUCCAGGAUGGGAAUUACGCGCAUGCCUGGGAGAUUUUGGAGGAGCAGUACGGGGACAAGCGGCGGAUGAUCGAUCUGCACAUCGGUGGCAUGCUACGAGUCCAGAAGCUGGUCAAAGAGAGCCACGAGGAGCUGAGGUCACUCGUGCAGAACUUCAACGGACACGUCGAGAACCUCAAGUUCCUUGGCCAGCAGUUCACCGGAGUGUCGGAACAGAUCGCCGUCUACCUCCUGGCACAUGCCCUGGACGACGCCACGUACAAGCUCUGGGAGGCAACGAUCAAGCGAGGAGAACUUCCGAACUACGAGGCGGCGAUCCAGUUCUUGAAGGAUCGUGUCUCCGUUCUGGAACGGUGGGAGAAAACCAACGAAGCGGCACCGAAGCAGCGACAAGCAUCCAAGCCAUACUCCAGCAAGCCAACCCAGAAGGCCAACGCGGCCACAACGUCGCAGCCGGAAUCCCGGUGCGAGAUCUGCGCUGAGCCACACCAAACCUUCAAAUGCGCGACCUUCCUCGGGUACACGGUAGCCCAGCGCAAGGACAAGGCGAGGGAGAAGAACCUGUGCUACAACUGCCUGCGGCCAGGACACUCGACGAAAAGGUGCUCGUCGAAGUACACCUGCGGAAAGUGUCAACGGCGGCACCACACCACGCUGCACGAACCACGAGAGCAGCAAGAAUCUACGACGAAGCCGGCCACUCCCCAGAGUGUGGCCACACCAGCGAAUCAGCCACCAGUGAACCAACCCGCUGGUCCGCCUCAUCCGACGUCCAGCCAAGCAACCUGUAACCACUCCCAGGCGGUCAAGACAGUAAUGCUACUGACCGCGGUCGUCAAUCUGCUCGACGACCAGAGCCAGCCUGUGCCUUGCCGCGUCCUACUCGACAAUGGAUCACAGGUGAAUUUUAUUACGCAAUCGAUGGCAAACCGCUUAAAACUAGAACGAGUGGCCGCAAAUGUUCCCAUCUGCGGCAUCGGAGCUGUCAAGACGUACGCCAAGGAGUCGAUCACGGUCGAGCUCCGCUCUCGGAUCAGCAGCUUCUCCGUCGACGUCGAUUGCCUCAUCGUACCAAAGGUGACCGGAAUGGUGCCAGCUGUACCGGUCGACAUCAACGAGUGGCCGAUUCCCGUCGGCAUCCAGCUGGCCGACCCAGAAUUCAACAAGCCGGACCGCAUCGACAUGCUUCUGGGAGUAACUAUGUUUUUCCGGUUGCUAAAAACGGGACAGAUGGAGUUGGCUGGAAAUCUACCGGAACUGCGCGAGACUCACCUCGGUUGGGUCAUCGCCGGAGAUGUUGGAGACACAGCACCAAGCCCGCAGUACACACACACUGCCACACUCGACGACAUCAACGAAGCGAUCCAGAGAUUCUGGCAGGUCGAGGACAUCGAAAGUGUCACACAAGUUUCCACCGAGCAAGAGGAAUGCGAGGCGUUCUUCGCGUCCACCCACAAGCGGGAUACAACCGGCAGGUACGAGGUACGCUUGCCAUUUCGUCCGGUCGUCGCAAAGCUCGACGACAACCGCAGCCUCGCUCUUCGGCGCUUCCUGUCGCUGGAGCGGCGACUCGCCCGGGACCCUAACUUGAAGCUGCAAUACGGUGAGUUCAUUAGAGAAUAUGAGGAACUGGGGCACUGCAAGUCGGUUGACGAGGCCGACGACUUACCAAACACGAGCCGCUACUACAUGCCCCAUCACGCGAUCCUACGCCCCUCGAGCUCUACGACCAAGUUGCGGGUCGUAUUUGACGCAUCUGCAAAGAUGUCUCCCACGAGCGUGUCCCUGAACGAAGCCCUUCAGGUCGGAGGCACUGUCCAAAGCGAUCUGUUCUCCAUCCUCCUUGCCUUCCGGAAGCACCCCGUCGCCUUCACUGCAGACCUCUCGAAAAUGUACCGCCAGAUUCGAGUGGCCCCGUCUGACACCCGCUUCCAGCGAAUCUUCUGGCGGGCCGAUCCAUCUGAGUUCAUCCGGGUCCUGGAACUCACCACGGUGACUUACGGUACGGCGUCCGCUCCCUUUCUUGCCACGCAAUGUCUGGUCCAGCUCUGCGACGAUGAAGGUGAACAUUUUCCGCUAGCUGCCAAAAUUGUGCGCGAGGCCUGCUACGUCGAUGACAUCCUCUCUGGUGCGAGCUCUCCCGAAGAAGCAAUCGAUUGUCUGACGCAACUGCAAGGCCUGCUCGGUCGCGGUGGAUUUCCCAUCCACAAGUGGACAUCCAAUGAGCCGGUGGUGAUGGAACGCAUCCCUGAGUGUGAUCGCGAGAAGCUGAUCGACCUGGACGGAUUGGUCGGCGGUGUGGUCAAGGCCCUGGGGCUCUACUGGAGUCCAGGAGACGACGAGUUCCGUUUCACUGUUACGCAAGCCGAAGCAGAUGCCACCAAGCGCCGUGUUCUCUCGGAGAUCGGCAAAUUCUACGACAUACUGGGACUCCUGUCGCCAGUAAUCAUCAAGGCCAAGAUCCUGAUGCAGCGAUGUGCACUCCCCGACGUGCGCGACAUCCGUAUCCCUCGGUACGUGAUCGGGCCUGGCAACCCGGGCCUAGAGCUUCACGGAUUCAGCGACGCCUCCAAGGUCGCCUACGGUGCGGUGACCUACGUUCGCAGUCUGCUCCCGAACGGCAAGUGCAAGAUGAGGCUGCUCUGCAGCAAAUCGAAGGUGGCGCCAACCAAGCCACUGGACAUCCACCGACUGGAACUGCUUGCCCUCCGACUACUCUCGAAACUGGUGGUGAAGGUCAUCGCGGCGCUGAACCUACCCUUCCGACACGUGGUGCUGUGGUGCGACAGCCAAGUUGUGCUUGCGUGGCUCAAGAAACCGCUGGACCUACUUCAAACGUUCGUGCGCAACCGCGUCGCGGAGAUCCGGAGAGAGACCGGCGGCUUCAUCUUCAAGUACAUUCGUUCCAAGGACAACCCGGCCGAUCUGAUCUCGCGCGGCAUGUUUCCUGCCGCCCUGAUGAAUUGCAAUAAGUGGUGGGAAGGUCCAGAGUUUUUGGAGUCCGUCGAGUACGAGGAAGAGCCUGCAAUCGAGAUACCGGACAGUGAGUUGCCUGAGAUGCGUAAGGUGAAGUUGGUUACCCUGCUGGCCUGCAACACGAUCGAGUUUCCGAUCUUCGAGAACUGCAGCUCAUUCCGGAAGCUGCAACGGAUAAUGGCGUACGUGCUGCGUUUCGUGACCAACUGCAAGAUCAAGAACUCCUCGGAACGAACCCGUCUACGUCAUCUCACCGUUCCUGAGCUGCGGUCGUCCCUUAAGCUAAUCGUGAAGGUGGUGCAGCACGACGUGCUGUCUCAAGAGAUCCAGCAAGUGGCUGAGAACGACACGGCCGGGCGUCUCCAAGGUUUGACGCCGUUCCUACACGAAGGCCUCCUACGAGUGGGAGGAAGACUGCAGCACUCCGAGCUGCCGUUCGCAGCCAAGCACCAGCUGAUCCUGCCCAAGCACCGAGUUACCAACCUGAUUGUCAAGGCCUUCCACGAAGAGCACCUGCACGCGGGGCCGUCGUCCCUGCUCGCGAUCCUGCGCAGACAGUUCUGGCUGCUCGACGGACGGUCGACAGUUCGGAGCGAGACGAGAAGCUGCGUGACGUGCUUCCGCGCGAAGCCACGCAGUACGAGCCAGCUGAUGGGAAGACUGCCGUCCUGCCGAGUGACGGAGAACCUUCCGUUCGACGAGGUCGGCGUGGACUACGCCGGUCCAAUUCUUGUGAAGAUAGGAACCCGGAAGCCGCAGAUCGUCAAGGCAUACUUUGCCGUCUUCGUGUGCAUGGCAACCAAGGCGAUCCACCUCGAGCUGGUCUCGGACCUCACGACCGAGGCAUUCCUGGCCGCCCUCCAGCGCUUCGUCAGCAGACGCGGCGUGCCGCGUCGGAUCCAUUCCGAUAACGGCACAAACUUCAAGGGGGCCAAGACUGAACUGCACGAGCUGUACGUUCUUUUCAACGAGCGCGAAUUCAACGACCGGGUCCAGACGUACUGCCAGCCCAAGGAGAUAACCUGGUCGUUCAUCCCACCCGGCGCGCCGAACUUCGGUGGCCUUUGGGAGGCCGCUGUAAAGAGCACGAAGUAUCACCUGAAGCGGAUCCUCAAACACGCCAAGCUUACCUUCGAGGAGUACGCCACCGUGCUCGCGGAGGUCGAGGCCGUGCUCAACUCCAGACCGCUCUUUGCUACAUCCACUGACCCAGCAGAUCCAGAAGUUCUGACGCCGGGACACUUCUUGAUUGGCCGCCCUCUCACGGCCAUUCCGGAACCGGCGUACGAGGGAAUACCGACGAACCGGCUGUCCAAGUGGCAGCACCUGCAGCUCUUGCGCGAACACUUUUGGAGAGCCUGGAGACGGGACUACUUGACGACCCUCCAGCCAAGAGGAAAGAACCGGAAGGAGAAGCCAAACGUCCGUCCGGGAAUGGUGAUCCUGCUGGAGGAGAAAGACGCGCCACCGUUGGAUUGGAGGUUGGGAAUCGUGACGCAGACCUACCCUGGACCGGACGGUUUCGUGCGAACUGCGGAUGUGAAGGUCGGUGGAACCGUCAUCCGGCGACCGAUCUCAAAGCUAUCCGUGUUACCAAUCCUGGACAACGAGCCGGAAAAAUCUGCUGAGUCUUCGUCCCAGCCCGGGGGGAGGAUGUUGGCGGCUUGACUGGCUGCGUUAAUUUGACAACCCUGCUCGCCUGCCGCAACCAGCUUGCUGCGAUCGAGCGCAACCCUACGAAACGUUUCUCGCGCGCAACGGCGCGACGUUGCCGCAACGCUGAACGAACGACGAGACACG